Messenger RNA from Dunckerocampus dactyliophorus (ringed pipefish), 4029 nucleotides. RefSeq names its product regulatory factor X, 4 (gene rfx4). Gene Ontology annotation, biological process: regulation of transcription by RNA polymerase II. The transcript is spliced from 18 exons. Bases 356 to 2563 code for a protein of 735 amino acids. Gene Ontology annotation, molecular function: DNA-binding transcription factor activity, RNA polymerase II-specific; RNA polymerase II cis-regulatory region sequence-specific DNA binding. NCBI's taxonomy places the organism in Eukaryota, Metazoa, Chordata, Actinopteri, Syngnathiformes, Syngnathidae. The record is from RefSeq and is a predicted model, not a curated record.
UCCUAUAAAAUCAGCCCCCUUUCCCAUGAAACAUCAGCAAACAUUUUGACGGCUCUGGCUUUGCCCCCACUGGAUUUCUGGAGGACUCUCUAGCCCCCCCACGCCCACCGCACCACCAAUCCCACCAUUCUCUUUUACUCCCACCCACACACACACACACACACCCUCUCUCUCCUCCACUCACACCCUCAGCAUCUCCCGUUUGACGGCCAGUGGUCGCGGAGACGGCGAGAGAGACGAGGAUACGAACACCGCCAAAGAGGUGGUGAAGAAGGUGGAGGAGGAGGAGGAGGAGGAGGGGAACUUAGAGCCAUUUUCUUGGAAGGAGCCGGCCGGCGUGGUUGAUGGGAAGAGGAUGCACUGCGGGCUGCUGGAGGAGCCGGACAUGGAUUCAACAGAGAGCUGGAUUGAGCGAUGCCUCAACGAGAGCGAGAGCAAACGUUACUCCAGCCAUAUGUCUCUGGGUAACAUGUCCACCGAUGAGCAUGAAGAAAAAGAAAACAACAGAGCCUCUAAGCCGCAUUCUACACCAGCGACGCUUGAAUGGCUGGAGGAGAACUAUGAGAUAGCAGAAGGUGUGUGCAUCCCUAGAAGCGCCCUCUACAUGCACUACCUGGACUUCAGUGAGAAGCACGACACGCAGCCUGUCAAUGCAGCCAGCUUUGGGAAGAUUAUAAGGCAACAAUUUCCAGCGUUAACCACCAGACGACUUGGAACUAGAGGCCAGUCCAAAUAUCACUACUAUGGCAUUGCGGUGAAGGAGUCAUCUCAGUACUACGACGUGAUGUACUCCAAGAAGGGCGCGGCAUGGGUAAACGAGGCGGGCAAGAAGGAGGUCACCAAGCAGACAGUGGCGUAUUCACCGCGCUCCAAGCUGGGAACGCUGCUGCCAGAGUUCCCAAAUGUCAAAGACCUAAAUUUGCCUGCUAGCUUGCCAGAAGAGAGGGUGUCAACCUUCAUCAUGAUGUACAGAACACACUGUCAGAGGAUACUGGACACGGUCAUCCGAGCCAACUUUGACGAGGUCCAAAGCUUCCUGCUGCACUUUUGGCAAGGCAUGCCGCCCCACAUGCUCCCCGUCCUCAGCUCCCCCACCGUGGUCAACAUCGUCGGCGUGUGUGACUCCAUUCUCUACAAGGCCAUCUCCGGGGUGCUCAUGCCCACCGUCCUCCAAGCGCUGCCUGAUAGUUUGACGCAGGUUAUCCGAAAAUUUGCCAAACAAUUAGAAGAGUGGCUCAAAAUCGCCCUGCACGACCUGCCUGAGAACUUGAGGAACAUCAAAUUUGAGUUGUCCAGGAGAUUCUCGCAGAUUCUAAAGCGGCAGACAUCGUUAAACCAUCUGUGUCAGGCGUCGCGGACAGUGAUAAACAGUGCCGACAUUACCUUUCAAAUGUUGGAGGACUGGAGGAACGUGGACCUGAACAGCAUCACCAAGCAGACGCUUUACACCAUGGAGGACUCGCAGGAGGAGCACCGGCAGCUCAUCAUCCACCUGUACCAGGAGUUUGAUCGCCUCUUGGAGGAGCAGUCGCCCAUUGAGUCAUACAUCGAGUGGUUGGACUCCAUGGUGGACCGCUGUGUCGUCAAGGUGUCAGGAAAGAGGCCCGGCUGCCUGAAGAAGGUGGCCCAACAGUUCCUCCUCAUGUGGUCCUGCUUCGGGACCAGAGUCAUCCGGGAUAUGACGCUCCACAGCGCCCCCAGCUUUGGCUCCUUCCACCUGAUUCAUCUUAUGUUUGAUGACUACGUCCUCUACCUGCUGGAGUCGCUGCACUGCCAGGAGAGGGCCAACGACCUCAUGAGAGCCAUGAAGGGCGAAGGCAGCACCGAGCGAGACGAGGAGUUCACUCUCACAGAAAUAACCGCCACCUCCUCGCCGUCCCCGGGGUCCUACUCGCCUGCCAGGUCCGUCCACUCGACCGCCGUGUCGUCAGCCUCCCCCACAGCUGACACGUCGCCGGAGUAUCCCUCCACCACAGGCGCCGUUCAGUCAUAUACGUGGUCCCUUACAUACACAGUGACAACAGCUGGAGGCUCCGCUCCCGACGCCGGCCAGCAGCUGUCCUGCAUGAGGAGCAACUCAGCGGGCACGCCGCCGCCGCCGCCCUCCGGCCAUCGGAUGCCUGUCUACUCCCACAGAGAGGAGCACGGAUACACUGGGAGCUACAACUAUGGCAGCUAUGCCAACCAGCAUCCUCAUGCCAUACAGAGCCAGUACCCGGGCCUUGCCCACGAGACCACCAUCCCAGCACCACUACACUACUCCGCCUACCACCGCUCAUCUGCACAGUACCAGUUUAAUGGUCAGAUGUCCCGCAUGGAGCCCUCCUGUUUGAUGAGUACCACUCCCCGCCUGCACCCUGCACCCGUCGCCCCCAGGUGGCCGGAUAUGUCCCCGGUCAACAGCUGUUACACCAGUCCGCCUAUGCAUUCGUCGCGCUACGCCGCGUCAGGGGACGUGUACUCCCCCCUAGUCCCUCGCAGGAACUCCGACUACGAGCACUCGCAGCAUUUCCCUGGUUUUGCCUACAUCAACGGCGAGGCCACCACAGGCUGGGCCAAGUAGCCUUUGAAACACUUUGAGGUGUAAAGGACACCAUCAAUAGGGACGGCCUGUUAAGUACGCAUCACAAAAAGGGAGACACAGAGAGUGGGCAGUACCAGUGUGAGGACACACUGGUCAAUCAUUUGGAGGAUUUGUGCAGCUGGAGAUAAUCCUCUAUGAAAUCACGAUUAUCACAAACUGCAAAAUCAUGCAAUGCCUCCGCCAAGCUGUGCUUUUGUUUUCAGGAAUGUACCCCUCUGCCAGAUAGGAGCUGAAGGGUCGGCGCGCAAAGCUGUGUGCAUGGUGGAAAGAGCCACAGAAACUGAGACCUUGAAGGUUCUCGUGCUCCAAAAUUAUACCCUAUGGCAAGCUUUUUUUCCUGCUUUUUUGUGUCACAAAGUUUGUAUAUAUAUAUACACUCAACAAAAAUAUAAAUGCAACACUUUCGUUUUUGCUCCCAUGUCUUAUGAGAUGAACUCAAAAAUCUAAAACUUUUUCCACAUACACAAUAUCACCAUUUCUCUCAAAUAUUGUUCACAAAUCUGUCUAAAUCUGUGAUAGCGAGCACUUCUCCUUUGCUGAGAUAAUCCAUCCCACCUCACAGGUGUGCCAUAUCAAGAUGCUGAUUAGACACCAUGAUUAGUGCACAGGUGUGCCUUAGACUGCCCACAAUAAAAGGCCACUGUGUCGUAUACGCCGAUCUAGAGCGUCCCAAACAUGCUCAAUGUGUGACAUGUCCGGUGAGUAUGCUGGCCAUGCAAGAACUGGAACGUUUUCAGCUUCCAAGAAUUGUGUACAGAUCCUUGCAACAUGGGGCCGUGCAUUAUCCUGCUGCAACAUGAGAUGAUGGAUGUGCUGCCAAAUUCUCUGAAACGCCUUUGGAGACGGCUCAUGGUAGAGAAAUGAGCAUUCAAUACACGAGCAACAGCUCUGGUUGACAUUGCUGCUGUCAGCAUGCCAAUUGCACGCUCCCUCAAAUCUUGCGACAUCUGUGGCAUUGUGCUGUGUGAUAAAACUGAACAUUUAUUGUGGGAACAAUAUUUGAGAGAAAUGGUGAUAUUGUGUAUGUGGAAAAAGUUUGAGAUCUUUCAGUUCAUCUCAUAAAAAAUGUGAGCAAAAACAAAAGUUUUAAGUUUUAUUUUUUUGUGUAUAUAUGUAUGUAUAUAUGUAUAUAUACAUAUACAUACAUAUAUAUGUAUAUAUAUAUAUAUAUAUAUGCUGUGUAUUUUCUGUAACUAUGUAACAUGGUUGUAUCCUUUUACUUUCUAUGCUACUCUUAUUCUGUUUUGUAAGAUCAUUAGUACAGGAUGCAUUAACCUUGGGUUGUGUGUUUUAUAAUUAUAAUGCACUCAAAAGCUACUGAGGACCUAUUACCCUAUGGGUAUUUAUAUAAAAAAACAAAGGAAAUUAUCAUUUAAGUGUACAGUAAUGUUCAAUGCAAGCACUGGAAAAGCAUUUGUGGUGACUGUUGGAUGACAGUUUUGAAU